UUCAGUCAACGAGCAUGUUUUAUUGCGCAUUUACAUGGCAGCAGCGAGCAUUCAGCCGUGCCAACGAAAGCACGUCAAGCACGAGGAGCUGGCAAAACUGCUCACAAGACGUUCACUUCCAGAGAAGCGACCGCGUUUCUUGCAGACCAAGCCUCAUGCACUCACAUCCUGCCCAGUGCCCAUCCACGCGAUCGGGGACGCAAGUGGCGAGAAGCCCCUGCUGGGAGGUUUCAG
Messenger RNA from Mycena citricolor, 234 nucleotides. NCBI's taxonomy places the organism in Eukaryota, Fungi, Basidiomycota, Agaricomycetes, Agaricales, Mycenaceae. The record is from the annotation of a GenBank genome assembly.